ACUCGUCAAGUAUUAUCGAAUUCCAUCGUCACUCAUGAUCUCAUUCUCAAUCAGAAACAUUUCUUCUGUGAGAGAAAGCAAGGCUGACGCGCAACUAGGAUGGAAGGUAUGGAAGGCCCGUAUAGGAGUCGCAGACGUUUUGAUUCCGGCCACAUGUGGGACGUCGGUGCAGUGUUGCUAGGUGGGUUCGUUCCUGGCUUUGUUGUGACGAAAUGCGUCGCCGUGGUAGGCGCUCUCGCCUUCUCCUCAUGGUGUGCAGCGAUUGUUGUCGUCGCAGCAGGACUUCACCACAUUCAUUGGUUGCUCAUCGUUCACUGGUCCAAGAUUGGGCUGACUAACUCGUCUUUCCUCCCUGAAGCGCUCACAAACUAACCCAAGGUUUUUAUACGCCAAGCUGUCCUCGUGCGGAGGCUCAGCAGGCCCCUGUGAUUGGGGUUCCCAUAUACGUCGGGUGUAAAUUUUCAUUGGCUCUCUGGUAUCUAUUUGUCUGACUGACACAGCAGCUAUACAACAAUCACGCGACAAUGGACACAGGCGCAGACAGUGCUUGAACCUUGUGGGUGAUUCAGUUGUUACGUGGCUGGUUGCUUCAAUGAUGCAUGGGCCAUGACACCGUAGAGCUACUAACCACCUUCCUGCUGUGGCUAAAACUGUCAGAAGCAUUAUUGUAUCUUUUUCUGAAGUACAUAUAAUGUAGAUGCUGUAAUUGUGCCCUGUACCAAGUCUCUAAAGGCGUGGAACAUAC
Molecule: messenger RNA, 745 nt
Organism: Closterium sp. NIES-67
Lineage: Eukaryota; Viridiplantae; Streptophyta; Zygnematophyceae; Desmidiales; Closteriaceae
Source: the annotation of a GenBank genome assembly